GAUGCUGCACGGGUGCUGAGCCCGCCCGGGUCAGGACGAUGGUGAAGUAUUUCCUGGGACAGAGCGUGCUCCGAAGUUCCUGGGACCAAGUGUUCACUGCCUUCUGGCAACGGUACCCGAAUGCCUUUAGCAAACAUGUCUUAAUGGAAGACAUAGUGCACUGGGAGGUGACCCCCGACCAGAAGCUGCUGUCCCGGAGACUCCUGACCAAGACCUAUAGGAUGCCACGUUGGGCAGAGCGACUGUUUGCUGUCAAUGUUGCUCACUCGGUGUACAUCCUGAAGGACUCUAUUGUGGACCCACAGAAUCAGACCAUGACCACCUUCACCUGGAACAUCAACCAUGCCCAGCUGAUGGUGGUGGAGGAGCGCUGUGUUUACUGUGUGAACCCCGACAACAGCGGAUGGACCGAAAUUCGUCGGGAAGCCUGGGUCUCCUCUAGCUUAUUUGGCGUCUCUAAAGCUGUCCAGGAGUUUGGUCUUGCCUGGUUCAAAAGCAAUGUGACCAAGACAAUGAAGGGCUUUGAGUACAUCUUGGCCAAGCUACAAGGUGAGGCCCCUUCCAAAACACUUGUUGAGACAGCCAAAGAAGCCAAAGAGAAAGCCAAGGAGACAGCACUGGCAGCUACAGAGAAGGCCAAGGACCUGGCCAACAAGGCUGCCACCAAGCAGCAGCAGCAGCAGCAGCAGCAGCAGCAGCAGCUGGUGUAGCUCCCUCUCCUUCUC
Molecule: messenger RNA, 725 nt
Organism: Peromyscus leucopus (white-footed mouse)
Lineage: Eukaryota; Metazoa; Chordata; Mammalia; Rodentia; Cricetidae
Product: PRELI domain-containing protein 1, mitochondrial-like
Exons: 1
Coding region: 39-710 (223 amino acids)
Biological process (GO): phospholipid transport
Cellular component (GO): mitochondrial intermembrane space
Molecular function (GO): phosphatidic acid transfer activity
Source: RefSeq, a predicted model, not a curated record